GGAAGAAAUAGUCCGACACAAUAACAGUUCCGAGUUAGAACCAGAGAGGUGAGAAUCUAAACUCCCAAGGAUUCUUUUGUUUCUAUUCGGAAAACAUGGUAAAACCCUAGAAAUCCAUAAAUUCUCAGUUUCUGAUUUCAACACCAACAAUGGCUCACGGUGGAUAUGGAAAACGUAGGGUUUCAACACGAAGACCCGUUAGUCGUCGAUCGAAGGGAUUUGGAAUUGAGAAGAAACCUAAAUCAAUUUCCCUGAAGAAUCAAAUUCGAUCAAUUGAACGAAUUCUUCGUAAGAGCAUUUCACCUGAAGUGAGGGAAGUACAAGAAAAGAAAUUGGAAGAGCUUAAGAGACAACAGGAGAUUCAAACACGUUUGGCGGUAGAGCGCAGAAUGUUUUUGCGUGACAGAAAGAUCAAAUUUUUGGGCAAGAUAAAUUUCAUUUUUUUCAUUGACUUAUUCGAGAGAAGAAUGAUAGAGAGGAGAAUACGGCGGUUGGAGAGACAGUAUCACCGUACAUUAUCUAGUAAUAAUACACGAGAAGCAGAAAUUGCUUCUCAGCUUUCCAAGUUGAAGGAAGAUCUUGAAUAUGUUAGGUUCUUCCCAAAGACUGAGAAAUAUGUAUCGUUAUUUAUUGGAGGCGAUGAAGCAGAUAUGGUUGAUAGGAGGAACAGGUUGCGCGAGCAAAUUAAAGUUAACUUAAUUGCUGCCGCAGCUAGUGGGAAGGAUGUUGAAGAGACGGGUAGUGAGGAUGAUGGUCUUUUGGAUAUGAGUGACGAUGACUUUUUCUUAACUGGAAGCUCAAGCGAUGAAGCGGAUGCUGAUGAUGAAUGGACAGAUAAAAGUGCUAGAGAACAAGCAUCAAGUGCUUCUGGAAAAGCAGCAUCUGGAAUGUCUAGUGAUGAAAAGAAUCAGAGGCUGAUCUGUGCUCGAGUCCUAAUGCCUCCUCCUCGGCCAUCAAUAAAGUCAUUCAGAAAUGCAUGCAAUUCUAGAACAAGGUUUGGAGGAGGAGGUGCCUCAUCAAGUAUGGUGCCUUCCAUAGAAGAGGUUGAAUUAUCUAUAUCUGGCAACAUGUCACGUAGCUGGGGAGGCUCUUCCUCCAGAAAUGGGGGAGGAUCCUCAAAUGGGCAAACAAGUCAGAGUAGUAAUUUGAGUUCGAAUUCAGAUGCUCACAUGCCACGAAGAAAACGGAGACCAAAAAAGAAGAAUAAACUGAAGGUAUGAAGGAGAUUGGUAACAGGACUUCAAGAUUGGGUGUAAACUUUGUAUGGUCCAGUACUAGCCUCAUACUGGAUUGUAUUGUAACUAAUAAGAUCCGAGCCUGUCAUUAGAAUACCUUUUUAUUGUCAAUUCUACUUAAAUAGAGAUUUGCACCAAAACUUUACUUGA
Papaver somniferum (opium poppy) is the source of this 1385-nucleotide messenger RNA. RefSeq names its product rRNA-processing protein EFG1-like. The record is from RefSeq and is a predicted model, not a curated record. Bases 150 to 1220 code for a protein of 356 amino acids. The transcript has 8 exons. Gene Ontology annotation, cellular component: nucleolus; preribosome, small subunit precursor. Gene Ontology annotation, biological process: maturation of SSU-rRNA from tricistronic rRNA transcript (SSU-rRNA, 5.8S rRNA, LSU-rRNA). NCBI's taxonomy places the organism in Eukaryota, Viridiplantae, Streptophyta, Magnoliopsida, Ranunculales, Papaveraceae.